Messenger RNA from Neohortaea acidophila, 1692 nucleotides. RefSeq lists its product as uncharacterized. The transcript is spliced from 2 exons. The coding region runs from base 1 to 1692 and encodes 563 amino acids. NCBI's taxonomy places the organism in Eukaryota, Fungi, Ascomycota, Dothideomycetes, Mycosphaerellales, Teratosphaeriaceae. The record is from RefSeq and is a predicted model, not a curated record. Gene Ontology annotation, molecular function: protein binding.
AUGGAGAGCUGCAGCUUCCUCCGCCUCCCCGCGGAACUCGUCCUGCACAUCCUCAGCCAUCUCGAGCCCUUUGAUCUGGUUAAAACAGCUCAGACCUGCCGGACUCUCCAGCAACACAGCUACGAUGACUUUUUGUGGCUCCCGCUGGUUCAGCGUAAUAUUGUCGGCUCGCCUGUCGAUGGCACAUCAUUUCCCAGCUACCGCGAGCUAUAUGCCGCCCACCAUCCGCAUUGGUUCCUGCCGCGGCAUCGUAUUUGGUUCUCCGACAGUUCACCGAGCGGAAAACUGCUUGUUGCUCGCUAUGAGCCGAAUGCAGGACGCAUAGCCGCUUACACCGUUACUGCCGCUCGCGGACCGCAUACGCUGCAAUCCUGGGAGAAGAAUCGCAGCGUCAUUAUUCAUCACUUCAACCCGGAGGUCUCUCUUGAUCUGACGCGGCCUGUAUUGAACCUUGCACCACACAAGGCCAACAGGGAGGCCGAGACCAGCGAUGAGCAGCCCAGCGGCCAGCGGCCAGCGCCAUCAUCCAAGUAUGGCAAGGAGGUUCUCAUGGACAAUUUCACGGAGCAGGGCUUGUACGCAGCUUUUAUGCUCUGCCGAGCACUACCCGAAGAAGCCAUCACAGAGAGCACACACGUCUGGCCUCCGCUCCGCAUCCCCGCCCAAGCCCGCACGCGCAACGUGAGCGGCGACGACUUCCGCUCCGCCGGCCAUCGACCCACGACCUUCGACGAGAUCAGCCAGUACAAUUUCCGCGUGAGGAAGUGGGUCGAGUUUGGAACGCGAGGCAGCCAUCCCGCAGUCUCGCCUGCUCAUGCCUUCAAUACGCCCGAUGGCUUCGCCGCCGCGCUGGGAAGGGUGCAUCCUUUCUUCGCCGCGCGCUUCAACGCGUAUAGUCCGAGUGGCGUCAGCGUGCGGAUUCCGGAGGAGAUCACUACUUACGCCACUCUUCCGCCGUCUUGCUACACGCCUACUCCCGCGAAGCCGUACCAGGGCAUUUGGUGCGGGGAUUACAGCGGACACGGCUGCGAGUUCCUUGUAAUCACGCAGCCGGAUAAGGAGCAGGCUCGGCCGCUUCCGGAAGGGAUGGCGUGGUUGCGGAACUGGUUUGCUGGUAGGGACGCCGGUCCUUUGGGCAGUGCAAACCGGUACGCCAAUACUGACGUGGAUGUUGAUAUUCUCGGAGGCGUUGAUGAAGAGGAGAUCGAGGAGGAGGAGAGUAGUGGGGAUGAGAAGACACGCUUCCCCAUGGACAACACCUUGGAUCACACCACAGCCGGAUCCUCAAGUCGUGCUGCUGUCGAAGUCACGGAUCAUCCGGAUGCGCCGUCUGGUCGAUUAGAGGCCAUCAAGCUUACUGGCGACCCUUACAUUCCCCGGGGCGAAUUCACUUUCGUUGCGCCAGAUAUCGGUGCCGGCGGGUUCAUCCGUAUCGCUGACGAACAGGCUUUCCGGGGUGCACGAGUGGUGCGCAGCGCUGGACAUGUCGCCGACCGCGACUUUGAACUUGACCAGUACACCCCAUCACAGCUCAUCCUACUUUCGCACAACACAUUGGCGCAGUUCUGGGAGCGGAUGGGACAUAUUUCGUACUAUCAACGAGUCGACUUGGACGCAUUGGCCAACACGCAUACCUUUUCGUCGUCGAGGAAUAUGAAUCUACGCAACGGAGGAGGCGAAACGAUUACAUGA